Molecule: messenger RNA, 1262 nt
Organism: Alnus glutinosa
Lineage: Eukaryota; Viridiplantae; Streptophyta; Magnoliopsida; Fagales; Betulaceae
Exons: 5
Coding region: 1-915 (304 amino acids)
Source: RefSeq, a predicted model, not a curated record
AUGGCUGACUCAUCGACUCUCCAACGUGUCAAGAAGGUUACCUCGCAAGUGUCAGCCCAAGAGACCCCCCCAACCCCAUCCCUCCCCCAUCCACCACCCACCACUACAAAAGUACCCCACCCUUCUUUUCUCUUUCUCUCUCUUUCUCCAGAGAAAAGUAUAGAAAAAAGGCUCUCUUUUCUGCCUCCAAAACUGGCUAUAGAUGAUCAACAACCCACCAUAAGAGAUAUCAAACCCAAAAGCAGAAGAAUCAUGGGAGGAGGAGGAGGUUUCGAUGAUAGUGAUGAUCAUGGAGAAAACAAGUGGCCGCCAUGGCUGCGUCCGCUUCUCCAAACAAGCUUCUUUGUUCACUGCAAGGUUCACGCGGAUUCUCACAAGAGUGAAUGCAAUAUGUACUGCUUGGACUGCAUGAAUGGAGCCCUUUGCUCUCUUUGCCUCGCUUCUCACAGAGACCACCGCGCUAUUCAGAUAAGGAGGUCAUCAUAUCAUGAUGUAAUAAGGGUGUCGGAGAUUCAGAAAUAUUUGGACAUUGCAGGGGUCCAGACAUACAUAAUAAACAGUGCCAAGAUUGUGUUCUUGAACGAGAGGCCUCAGCCUAGGCCUGGAAAAGGUGUCACCAAUACCUGCCAAGUCUGUGACCGAAGCCUCCUUGAUUCCUUCAGUUUCUGCUCACUCGGUUGCAAGGUUGUUGGGACAUCAAAGAAUUCCCAGAAAAGGAAAAUGUGCAUGGAGACUGAUCAUGGCUCAGACACUGAAGAAUCACUGAAUGGCAUUAGCAAUGGAUAUGGUAAAAGCAAAGCUCAAAGCUUUACACCAUCAACGCCGCCCCCGACGGCGGUGAACUACAGAACUGCCAAAAGAAGGAAGGGAGUUCCCCAUAGAUCUCCAAUGGGAGGCCUCAUUAUAGAAUACUAAGAAAAAUAGUACCCAUAUUAUUAUACCCCAAAACACCACAAUCUUAGCAGUGUCUUCUAUGUCAGAAAGUUAAUUAUAUAACAUCUGAGCCUUUGUAGAUGGAGGCCGGUGUUGCAGACCAAUGCUCUAUGUUGUAUAGGGAAAAUUACUGUUAAAAAUAAUGGGAAAAAAUAAAUAAAUAAAAAAGGGAAAAAUAUUGAGGUUGAGAUGGGGAAAUAUAGAUACUAAGGAAUAGUUUUAUUUAUAUAUAGGUGCAUGCUUCGAUAUUAAAUGUACAUAUAUACAAGUUUGUAGAGAGAGUUUGUACUGUGAAAAUCAAUGAAUAAAAUGCUAUAGGUGUUUUGUUA